Molecule: messenger RNA, 1836 nt
Organism: Racocetra persica
Lineage: Eukaryota; Fungi; Glomeromycota; Glomeromycetes; Diversisporales; Gigasporaceae
Source: the annotation of a GenBank genome assembly
AUGCGUAUGUCAUUGAGGAUACAAGGAAAAAGUCCUGUUGAUUUUAACGUAUCUUCCCCAAAUGCUAGGCGACAAAAAGUUACUUCUAAUUCCCAAGAUGUUCGUCGAUCUGAUAGACUUCGAGAUAAACAUAAACUUAUUGAAAAAGAAAGAAUCCCUCAACUUCCUGACGAUAUUAUUCAUAAUAUUUUUGAAUUGGUGGCUUUUCAAUGUAGAUUCGCUUGUUUAUUAGUCAGCAGAAAAUGGUGUAGGCUCAUGGUUCCUAUAAUUUGGAGAACUCCUUUUGCUACUAAAUAUAUAAAAUAUCCUUGGACUGGUGGAAAAUUUUGGUUAUCCGAUAUAAUUGCUACUUAUAUCGCUUGUCUCGACCCUCAAAGCAAAUUCUUUUUAAGGCAACAUGGUAUUAAAAUUCCUCAUUCUAAAAAACCUUUAUUUCAAUAUCAAAACUUUCUUUACGAAUUUCACUUACCUCAACUUGAAAAAGUCGUUAUCAAUUGGUAUAGUAAUAGUCAAAAUAUUGAUCAAGAUUUGAAAUAUUUAUGUUGGCAUUGGAGAGAACCAACUGAUCAAAGAACAAAAGUUAUUAAACGAAGAAUUAUGCUUUUAAUGACUGAAAUUUCAAAACUUUUAUUCAAUUCCGCUUAUAUUAAAAGAACUGAUUUCACUAUUCAAUUUAACAGUAUCUUUGUUCCUCCUUUGGAUGCUUUUAAUAGAUUUUUCCAUUUCUCGGAAGAUAUUACUUUUUUGAAAAUUUGUAAUAGUGAUUCAAAUAUUAACUUUCCCGAAAACCUUCGUGAAAGUACAAAUGUUCUUUUAUCUUCAAUGAACUCUUCUUUUCAUAAUCUUCAAUAUAUUGAUAUAACCGGUCAUGAUGUUCUGAAUCCCUUAAUUAUUUCCUUAAUCAAAAAUCAAAGACAUCUUCGUUCUCUCGUAAUUCGUUGGGCUAGAGUCAUUAAUCCUAUUCUUAAAAUUUUAUCUUCAAGUACCUUUACCACCUUAUCUUGGCUUGGAUUUGAUAUGGUGCACGCAAGAUUAAAAACUUUUCAAUUAUUAUCUGCUUGCAAAAAUUUACUUUCUUUGGUUUUGUACAACGUCAUGGAACUUCACGCUGAACCUGAAAUUAAUAUUCCUUGGGAUCUAGUACGUCCUCUUUCCGUUAAAAAACUCUUUAUUUUCGAUGAUGGGAGAUAUGCAACAAACAUUCGUCCAAGUUUCAUUGAAAUUUUUCGUAUUGUUAAAGAAUGUUUGCAAGAACUUACAAUAGACAUUUUAUAUCCGCAUCAAUCAAGAGACAUAAUUAGUGCCAUGAUGGAAACUUGCUCAAAUAUCAAAUAUCUGGCUCUUCAUAUCAAACAAAUAGAUACUACCGAUGAAUUUAAUAAAUGGUUACAAUUUUCAAAAUUGGAAUCAUUAAUUUUAAAAUCAAAAUUUAACAAUAAAAAUUUUGGUACUUAUAUUCAAGAAUUAAGUGAAUUUUUUCCUGAAUCUUUAACUUAUUUGGAUUUAGAUUCUUAUAUUACCCCAAAAGAAUUAGAAGCUUUAUUAAGAUCUACUACGCAUGUUAAUUUUAAAAAAAUUGGUUUAAAUUCUACUAAAGGAAUUACCGAUGAACAUUUACAUAUUUUAAUGAAAUAUUCAGAAUUUUACAAAAGUCUUGAAGAAGUCACUUAUGAUAGAUGGGUGGUUCAACAUAUGAAUAGGUUUGAUAGGUUUGAUAGAAGGAUGAUGUUUACUUGUAAUAAUGGUUUAAAAUUUUCAGAGUUAUCGGAUGAAAAGAUGGAAAAGGCUGGAAAAUUUAUUAAGGUUAUUAGAAGGGAACAAUUUUUUACCUUUUGA